GUGUCGCGCGUCGCCGCGGCCGCUCGUCAGCCCGCUGCCAAACCAACUGCGAGCGGAGCGCGACUCCGUCAGUUGACUUAUUCAGUAGCCGCGCGCCCGCCGCCGCGCACAUACGUAACCCUAACUAGCCGUCGCGCGCCUUUCGCCCGCCGCGAUGUCGCGCGUCUACCAGCCCUCCGACCAUGUCGUCGAAAAAUCUCGCCUCUCUUCUUUCGACAAGUACAAAGAGAUGCACAAAAAAUCUCUAGAAGAUCCAGAAACGUUUUGGUCAGAAAUAGCCAACGAAUUCCACUGGCAAACCCCUUACCAACCCGGUAAUUUUCUAUCGUAUAACUUUGAUGUAAAUAAGGGGGACAUUUUCGUAAAAUGGUUAGAGGGUUCCGUGACGAACAUUUGCUUCAACCUGCUGGACCGGAACGUGAGGAACGGGCAUGGGGAGAAGAUUGCAUAUUACUGGGAAGGCAACCACCCGGAUGACUACAGCCGGAUCACGUACCGGAAGCUGAUGGACCUGGUGUGCCAGUUCGCCAACGCGCUACGCGACAGCGGCGUGGGCAAGGGCGAUCGUGUCUCCAUCUACAUGCCUAUGAUCCUCGAGACCGUAGUGUGCAUGCUCGCGUGUGCGCGCAUCGGCGCUGUACAUUCCAUCGUCUUCGCAGGUUUCUCCUCGGAUUCCCUGGCCGAACGUUUGUCAGACUGCAAGGCGAAGGUGCUGGUGACAGCCGACGGAGCGUGGCGCGGGGAGAAGCUGCUCAUCCUUAAGAAUGUCUGUGAUGAGGCUUUGGAGAAGGCCAAGACCAAGUACAACCAUUCCGUCGACCUGUGCAUCGUUGUCGCCCACCUCAACAGGGUCACGGCCUGUGGCAAGCUCCCUGAUGAUGUCAAGACCUUAUACAAAUGGCACGACAGAGACAUCUGGUGGCAUGACCUGGUCGAAGGCCAGUCCAACAUAUGCCCUCCGGAGUGGAUGGAUGCUGAAGAUCCACUAUUCAUGCUUUACACCAGUGGGUCAACGGGCAAGCCGAAGGGCGUUCUCCACACCACGGCGGGAUACCUGUUGUACGCCACGGCGACAUUCCGUUACGUGUUCGACUACCAGGAGAAAGACAUCUACUGGUGCACUGCCGACGUCGGUUGGAUCACCGGACACACCUACGUCGUCUACGCGCCGCUUGCCAACGCCGCCACCUCAGUUAUGUUCGAGGGCACGCCAUUCUUCCCGGACAACGAUCGCUACUGGUCCCUGGUUGACAAAUACAACGUGACGCAGUUCUACACGGCGCCCACAGCCAUCCGUGCCCUCACCAAGUUUGGGGAUGACUACGUCAAGAGGCAUAAUAUGAAGAGCCUGCGAGUGCUGGGCAGCGUGGGCGAGCCUAUCAACCCGGAGGCGUGGCUGUGGUACUACAACCUGGUCGGCAGUGGUCGCUGCUCCAUCGUGGACACCUUCUGGCAGACCGAGACCGGCGGCCACGUGCUCACCAGCCUGCCCGGGGCCACGCCCAUGAAGCCUGGAGCUGCUGGUUUCCCAUUCUUCGGCGUGGAGCCUACCCUGCUGGACGAGAACGGGAAGGUCAUCGAGGGUCCAGGGGAGGGCUACCUGGUAUUCUCGCGGCCCUGGCCCGGCAUCAUGCGCACUCUCUUCGGAGACCACGAGCGAUACCAGAAGGUCUACUUCUCCAAGUUCCCUGGAUACUACUGCACUGGAGAUGGUGCCAGGAGAGACGAGGACGGCUUUCUGUGGGUGACUGGUCGUAUCGACGACAUGCUGAACGUGUCUGGGCACCUGAUGUCCACGUCGGAGGUGGAGAGCGUGCUCACCGAGGAGCCGCGGGUGUCGGAGGCGGCAGUGGUGUCCAAACCGCACCCGAUCAAGGGCGAGUCGCUGUACUGCUUCGUAUCGCUGAACGACGGCGCCAAGUUCGACGCAAGCCUCGUGGACGCGCUCAAGAAGCUGGUCCGCUCCAGGAUCGGCGCGUUCGCGGCACCCGACGUCAUCCAGUACGCGCCCGGCCUGCCCAAGACGCGCUCCGGCAAGAUCAUGCGCCGGAUACUGCGCAAGGUGGCGCUCGGCGACACCGACAUCGGCGACACCUCCACCCUCGCUGACCCCGCCGUCGUCGACGACCUCUUCAAGAACCGACCCAAGUAAACAUCUCCACACUACCAGCCGCAGCCAUGAGUUAGUCCCUAAUUUGCUCUAUUUAUUUCUUCAUAUCAUCACAUCCACCUACUGCCAGCCCGUCCGCUUAGUAUUGUGCUCCUGACUGAUUGUUAUAGCUGCAGACUAGGAAUAUAGUCACAAAAUAUAAACUAGUCUCUACAAAAGUAAAGGUAGGAUAUACUUACUUAAAAAUAUUUUACUUUGUACCUCAAUGAUGGUUGUAUUACAAAGUACGCGGUGACGUAAAUAAUGUGAGGAACAUUGUGUAGCAAUUAGCAUUUGUUUGUGAUCAUUCCAUUUUAAUAAGUGCUCAUGGUAAAAGCUGAAUUAGAAAAUUGGCUUAUUUCCGUAUGCUUCGUGUACAAUUGUUACGUAUAUAAGUUUAUCUAUAAGGGUAUUUAUUCAUUAUAUAUAUAUUAUCUCAAAUUAGGUAUUGAAAUUGCCCAAAGGCAUUAAGUUAGGUAAUAUGGUAUCCAAAGCUCCAUAAAUUAUAUGUUUUAUUUAUUUGAAAGACAUUGGCCAAUAUUACGGAUGUUUAUUUAAAUAAAGGACAAAUUAAACCUUUCCCGGACAGAGACCAUGGGACAUUGAUGGUUCAUGAUAGGUAGACACCUUGGAAUCGGAACGUCCGUAGACGUUCUGUCCUUGAAAGUGUUAAAUGAUGGACUUUUGGGUCAUUCAACGAGGAUAUGAUAUUGUCUCUUGUAAAAUGUUUACAUCUAAGAAACAGUACCUACUUAUACCUUAUGUUCGGUAUGGUCUCGCCAAAAGAUGAAACCAAGUGAAAAGCACUUAUGACGAUUGUAUUAUUAUACUAUACACGGUGUUAGUGACAUCGUAACGGAAACUUUGAGGUAUGAUUCAGGCCAUGAUUAUUAGUUGAUAUCAAGUGAAAUUUUCCGUCGCAAAAGUAUAGAAUUUUAAAUAAUUUUAAAACACAAAAAAUUACAUGUAUUUGCGACGGAAAAAUCCACUUGGAUCAUCCCCCUCGGUAUUCGUUACGAUGUCACUAACACCCUGUAUAUGUACGUGACUUAUGGUGGGCAUAAUAAUUACUUAGAAUUAGUCCAGUUGUCCGUUUUUGUUGCGCAGGACCGGUGUGCGAGCACUUAAAAUAUAGUAAUUAGUGACCAAUGUCGCCAUUCCUUAUGAUAGAUACCUUAUUUUGUAGAUGAUUGUGUUGAAGGGACCUGUGUCAUCCUUAUUUAUUUCUGAAGUGUGUGAAGAGACGGAGAAUUACAUAGUAUAACUGUGUACCUAUUUUUAUUAUUUCGGGGAUAUUUUUUGUAUGUCGUAUACAAUGAAUGAAUGAUAUAAUGACAUGCUUAUAAUAAUGUAAUGGGCGAGUCAUAAAUGUUCCCAUGAAAUGGAUUUCGAUUUUUAUUGAUAUUGUAUUAGUUAGUUACUUUUAAUGAAAGCAUAAAGUAUGGUUCAUAGUUUGCUUGUUGCGCGUCAGUGGUGGUGUUACAACGAAGUAAAUCUUGUAUCAACAUUAUUGGCAUCACUGAAAUACAUGUAGUGUUGUAGCCGCGUUUGAUUAUAAUGUUGUGUUGCGCAACCUAGCUGUAGCUGUGAGUCUGGCAAAAAAAAGUAGAAACUGGUGUUUAUGAACUAAGUACUAGGAAUAUAAUUAAGUAUAUUCAGUCAUAUAAAUAUUAUAGAACAGUGUCCAGAGCCCACAGUGGGUGGCGUGGUCUCGGAUCGCGCACUAAGCCCGGCGUUCCCCGCGUGCCUUCAUUUGCUGAAAUAUAAAUUAUUAUAUUAUCUGUGUGCCACGCUACGAUAAACAUGCGUAUGUCCAUCGUAUCAAGGUUAAGUUGAAAUGUAUGGGGUUCUGUACUGUUGAGAUUUCCACACAUUUUUUACACUCGAUACGGCGGGAAUACGCAAGUCUUUCGUACUACCACUGUUUCUGCUGGGCAUGCCAGUAACCAAGUGCAGUGCACUUGUGAGGACUGUGUAACUUAUAAUUCACUUUAUUUUUUUAAUUAUUAGUAAUGUAAGUAAGUAUUAUGUUUGGCCGCAAACAUUUGUCUAUCCGUUGGGGUUCAAUAACAACCAGUGUUGCUAAAGGCAAACAGCGCCGUUGUUUUAAUUCUACUCUUUUUUGCCAAACUGUAUUUCAUUGUGUUUAAAAUAUAUUGGUUGUGGUUUUA
This is a messenger RNA of Pectinophora gossypiella (pink bollworm), 4320 nucleotides long. It is a transcript of the gene AcCoAS, whose product is annotated as acetyl-coenzyme A synthetase. Bases 155 to 2152 code for a protein of 665 amino acids. The record is from RefSeq and is a predicted model, not a curated record. Lineage: Eukaryota; Metazoa; Arthropoda; Insecta; Lepidoptera; Gelechiidae. Gene Ontology annotation, molecular function: acetyl-CoA synthetase activity; AMP binding. The transcript is spliced from 9 exons.